Cercospora beticola is the source of this 1035-nucleotide messenger RNA. RefSeq lists its product as uncharacterized. The record is from RefSeq and is a predicted model, not a curated record. NCBI's taxonomy places the organism in Eukaryota, Fungi, Ascomycota, Dothideomycetes, Mycosphaerellales, Mycosphaerellaceae.
AUGGCCUACCCUCAUAUUUUUAUGGACGAGACGCGAUUUCGAUCUUCACAUCUGCAUUAUGGCUUCAAUGUCAUUCCUUUGCAACACGUAACGUCAUCAUAUGGCUUCGACAACGGAGUAGGCUCCGCAUAUUACUACCAUACCACGUACAGCGCGCCAAGAUACUUUCUGGAUGCCGCCGACCAGAUCAAUCAGAUAUACAUGCAGCAGAGCGGUGUCAGGUGGUAUAGCGAUGCUCAAAUACAGCGCGCAAAUCUCAACGCCGCUAUCGCGAAUGGUGCCAUCUUCUGCCUGCCAGAGCCCGUUCUCUUCGUCCAGCCAAUGCGAUGCCCAUCCGGCGCCUACCCUCCAGGUUUUGCAACGCGGCGGCACAUAUCCGACUUUCUACGCAUGGGAGAUGAGCAGCUGCAUCAGAUUAUGCUGGCCUACAAUUUGUUACCCGGCAGACCUCAAUAUACAUUCGCCCUUCGAAAUCGACUGCUUGCACAGCAAUAUGCCCUCACCGGGCCGGUGACACGCCUCGCGAACCUUAUUGCCCUCUUCGAUUACCUUGGCGCUCAUCGAGUAGCCGAUCAGUUGCGGUUGCGACCGCCUUGAAGAGCGUGCAGUGAACGACAGAAGGUCAGACAUGUACGAUAGCGAAGUUGCUGAAGAGGAGGUGUCAGAUAUAUCUGUAUGAUACGACUUGGCGCACAGAUUUGCGAAGGACUGUGUUGCCUCAUAUGGCAGCUCCAGGCGCGGAGCUCGUGAUAGCGUACACCCAAGCUCUGAAGUCAUUGGCCGAGCUCUACGCCCGCAGAACAACUCCACCUCAACCCGCCCAAGCACCUGGUCGUAUGUGUUGACUCAGAUGCAGGCGCCCUAUCUAUGUACACUUGCGUCGCUUUCGAUGCUAUAGCUGGACUUGCCGCCUAGCGUGACCUCUGUUGACUCUGGACAUCUUCUCCCAUUUUUUACUACUGAGAUAGGAUAGCCACCAUCAUGACACCAAUCUUCAUACUUUGCCUCCUCUUCCUAUCAGGUCUAACUUACCUC